Molecule: messenger RNA, 7818 nt
Organism: Bacillus rossius redtenbacheri
Lineage: Eukaryota; Metazoa; Arthropoda; Insecta; Phasmatodea; Bacillidae
Product: gastrula zinc finger protein XlCGF57.1-like
Exons: 5
Coding region: 3721-5013 (430 amino acids)
Source: RefSeq, a predicted model, not a curated record
AUGGUUUAUUUAUUUAUUAAUUAAUUUAUUUAUUUAUGUAUUUAUUUAUUUUAUUUGCACCAAAUAGAUUCAAUUUUUAAACAGUAUGUUCACAGAAUAUAGGGCUUGUCAGUUUGAUAUACAUUACAAUAAGUAAAUAACACUUAAAACAUAUACAAUAUAUACAUGACUUAUAGACAAUAUCAUAUACAUAGGUAGAAAUACAUAUAUAAUGAUAUAAAAAAUGUAGAUAAAACUAACACAAUUCAAUAUACAUGUUGACGUCAGCCGGGGCUUCGCCCCAUGAGCCUAGUCAUCCUCCGUUCCCCUCCCUAUCCUGCCCGGCAUUUAUACCGAUACGUACGUAGUCGUGUUGGUUUUUGAAUUGCGCGCCACGAACUGCCGCAAGAGGGCGCUUAGCUUUAGUACUUCGUACCACUAAAACACCAAAAUUAAGCCUUUUUAUUUUAACCCCUAAAUAAUGUUAAGACAGGUCAGCCGAGUGAGUGUUCUUUUGUUUCUUAAAUAGUUAAUUUUAGUAAAGUAAGUGCAAGCACGGCCAAUGACGCUCCCUAGCGGGAUACGACGGAACUAAAAUAGAACUUUAUUUAAACUGUUUUCCAUGUACAAGUAAUUAUUACAGAAGGUCUCUGCGUGGGUUUUUAUGUAUUAAUUUUGUAAGAGGUUCAUGUUAUUCUUUCUAAUAACCCGGGACACGCAGUCUUACAAAUAAUAACGGUAAUUGUGUUCGGCACGAAAGACGCCAUGUUUCCCGCCGCAAGCCUUGGCUCGCCCCAGUCUCCUUCUUUAGCCGGCCGAGAGCGGACGUCUCUGCAGACACCCCGAGGACAUCACCGUUGAUCACUGAUAGGUAGCUCUGUAAAUUUAAUUAAUCCAAACUGCUUUAUUCUUAUCGUCGGGGCCUCUCUCGGUCGGUGGGGCUGUAUCUUAAAUAGUUUUAAACUCCCAGGAGUUUUUAGCAUUCUCUCUACGUAAAAGCUUUGGGGUGGCCACGUAAGUGGUCCGCCUCCUCAAUCUGUACCAAUUCGUGCCUCAGGCGUUUCAACCGUGUAAAGGGAGGAGUGUAAGAGAGCGUGUAAAGUAUAAAUAAAUCAACUUAAACAGGUCAUGUGUUUUUGUGUUUGGGGGCCACGUGGGUCCUUCCUCCAGUCAGCGGCUUGUAGGACGCCCUAAGAGCCCACUGCGAUUAGGUAGGAGCGUGUCCGACACUGAGAGCGGGCUAGGUACAGGUGCAGGUGUCGACGCGGGAGUCAGGAGGGCCAAUAUCUCGCCGCACACAGGCCACGUAAUGCCCUGAGUAAGAGUUUCCAGUCGGGUCCACGUGCCCACUCACAUGGUGGCGCCCACUAUUUCCGCAAUCAGUAUAAAACGCAACACCGGUAGGCCCUCAAUGUUAAAAAUUGAUAAGUUAAUCUUAAAAGCUCUUAUUUACCAUAAAGGAUACAUUGUUUCAGGCUUUACUUGAAACACACAAGACUAUAAUUCAAACAUUAUUUUUAUAAAUAAAAUUAAAAAAAUUACACGUAAUCGUAUAUUUCUUGUAUGCUAUAAAAGCAUUUAUUUUCAAACAUAUUAUGAAAUUUUUUGUUGCAUUUUUCCAAAUUUACUUCAGCAGUUACAUGCUUAGGUAAUCUAUUAUACAUUUGUAAGCCCAUAUAAAACAUGCUUCUACUAAAUUAUUCUAAGUUUUUCUGCAUUUCUUGUAUUGUAAUCGUGAUAAUUUUUAUUUUUAAUAUAACUUUCAAUGUUCUGAUGUACAAGUUUUAAUACCUGAAUAGCGUAUUCUGUGUAAACAGUAUUUAUCUUCAGAGUUACAAAAAGAGGCUUGCACGAGGUUCUAUUUCUUACACCAGUUAUUAUGCGUAAAGCUUUUUUUUUUUGUUUUAAAAAAAUUAUAUUUAUAUAUUUGGAGCUACCCCAAAAUUCAAUGCCAUAUUUCAUUAUAGAAUGGAAAUAAGCAUAAUACACUUUUUUCAUUGUGUUCAAAUCCAACAAUAAUUUAAGUGCCGUUAACAAAAAGCUGAUUGAAGAAAGUUUGUUUUCAAGUUUGUUUAUAUAUUAUGUUCUGACCAUGACAGUCUUUUGUCUAUAUAUAGUCCUAAGAAUUUUACAACAGUUGUAUCUUCUAUGUCAGUAUUGUUAUAACUUGUUAGAAUUUGAGGUUCUUCCUUUCUGUGUUUUUUAAAUUGUAAAAAAUUUUUUUUCUACAUUUAGUUUCAGUUUAUUUAUAUGGAAACAAUUUUCCAAGGUAGUUAGAUUUGUAACUAUUUUUUGUCUAAGCAACUCACAACUACUUCCUCCAACUAAUAGACUUGUGUCAUCUGCGAACAAGGUUACUGUGCUGUUCUUAAUAAGUUUGGGUAAUUCACUAAUAUAUAUUAGGAAAAACACCCGUGUUCUAAGUAAGGAUUUGAGGCGACCAUGUGUGUGGUCCGCCUCCUCAACUAAACCGAUUUGUGCCUCGGGCGUUUUCUUAACAGUGUAAAGGACGGAUUGUAUGAGGACGUGUAACGUGUAAGUAAAUAAAACCAACUUAAUUGAGUCACGUGUCUUUGUGUUCGGGGGGGCCACGUGGGUCCUUAACCCAGUCAGCGGCGUGUGGGACGCCCUAAGAGCCCACUGCGGUUAAGUAGAAGCGUGCCCAACACUGAGAGCGGGCUCGGUUAGGGAUAGGUGCGAAAUUAAAUAUCAGGAGGGCUAAUAUCUCGCCGCACACGGGUCACGUAACACCCUGAGCAAGAGUAUCAAGCCGGGUCCAUGUGCCCACUCACGUGGUGGCGCCCACUAUUUCCACCAAUAAUUCAAAUCGUAACACCGAAGAGUUUACUAUCAAUUAAAAUCAAUGACUAGUACGAGAACCGAACAUGAAAAUAAAUAAUUAUUUUGACACAAAAUACAUAUUUUUGAUAUUUCGCGGACUAAAUUAUUUGUCGUAAAAUAAAGUCAUCUUUCUUAAAAUUUAUUUUGGUAAAAUUAAUAACAUACUACAAAUAAGCACAAAUUUGUUGAUGUAAACUUUAAGGAGAAACAUUUAAACCGAAAACCUAAAGAUUUAUUGAAUACUUGGUGUGCCUGCGACUACAUUUGUGGAAAAGGUUUUAAGUACAGGAAAAAAAAGAGGUUGUAUCCUGUGAGAACGAUGUAACUUAUAUUGAUACAAUAUGUUCAAAAUGCUUUAUCAAAACAAGAAUUAUCAUCAAGAAAAAAUUUCAUCAAAAUCCGUUGGUCAAUUGUUUUUUUUUUUUUGUGUGACUGUUUUUACUCUCAAAACUUCUACAUAAUUGUAGCCAACUAUGGAGAAUUAAAAAUAUGCUAAUUCUUCCAUUUUAUAUAUUGAAGUUUAUCCCUGAAUCCUGAAGGCUUGAUCCUGAUCGCUUGAUUCUGAUGGCAUGAUCCAUUGGCUUGAUCCUGUGGUACAUGAUGCUGGCUGAUUUAGUUACGUACGUUGAAAAAUCCUGAUGGCAUUAUUCUGUUGGCUUGAUCCUGUGGUACAUGAUGCUUGCUGUUUUAAUUCAUUACGUCCUUUAUUAGGUCCACGCCUCCUGGAUCCAGGGGUGAACUUCAAUUAUGAAAUGGAAGAAUUUGGAUAUUUUUAAUCAUCCAUAGUUGGCUACAGUUGUGCCAAAUAAAGAGAUACACGAUCACGGGUGUUCCUUCAAAUGAAAAAAAGUUGUCAUUUUACUAAAAAUAUAAAAAAGAGCUCCAAUUUAUAAAAAAAUAAUGGAUGGCCAGAGCAAAGAUGCUUUCAGCAACGAGUGUUGGAGUACGGGACUUGAAAGAUCGGGCAGAUCUGUUUACCCGACCAUUAAACAAGAAAGUAACGAACUGGUGGAAGAUAAUUAUAGCCAUGAAGUUAAAAAUAAUGUUCAGAACGACUUUAAGUAUGAAGAUGAUAGUGUUGUUAAUAAAGAUGACUGCAGUCGUGAAGAUACAAGUAAUGGAAGUGUCAUUGUUCCCAGCUCUGAUUCAUCCAUGGCAACUUGUGGUUUCACGUUUGUUAACGUUAAAACAGAGGUAGCUGAGAAAAAGGAAUAUGAAGAAAUGGCAAUCAGUGAAGAACAAAUUGUUUAUGAUCCAUUAGAAAAAAGUAACAUUUUGCUAGCAGCCCCAUAUGGCAGUAAAAACUUCAAGACUGACAGUGUUACCUGUGCGAAGGCAACAAUUGAUUUGGGGAAAAGUACUUCUGGCACAGGAUAUGCAGCAGGUGUGCAGUCAAGAAGUCACUUGGAACAAAAAAUGCUGAACCAUUAUGGUGACCUUUCAGGGAUAAUUGAUCAAGUGCAUCAUCAAAAUGAAAAAAGUGCAAACAUGCACCACAAUCUUAUCCAGACCAGUAAGAUCAGUUCCUUGUAUUUAACUUGCUCCACUGAAGUGGGUGUGUUUAACCAAGCUAUUAAGUCUUUUUCUUGUAACAUGUGUAAAGCUAGUUUUUAUAAUACUUGCACACUGAAACAACAUAUAAUCACCCACACACGCGAUGCAAAUAUUCCUGGUAAAGUUUGUAAGAAGAGGCUUGUUCAUAACAGGGCAAAGAGUAAACAUGUUUCAUGCGCAUUGUGUCUCAAAACAUUUUUUACUAAGUCUAGUCUUAGAAUACACAUGUGGGCACAUACAGUUAAAGAUUCUUUUUCGUUAUCAGAAUGUGGUGAAAUUAUUUCUCGUAAAGGUUACACAAGUGAGAAAACAUUUUCUUGUUCAGUAUGCAGUGCCAAAUUUUCUCAAAAAUCACACAUUAAUUCACAUAUGCGAGCACAUAAAGGUCGGAAACCAUUUCAGUGUUCAGUAUGCAGUAUAAAAUUUCCUCGGGAAUCACAGCUUAAAAUACAUAUGCGUACACACACAGGUAAGAAACCAUUUUCCUGUUCAGAAUGCAGUAAAAAAUUUUCUCAGAAAGGUAACUUGAAAACACAUAUGCGAACACAUACCGGUGAGAAACCAUUUUCCUGCUCAUUAUGCGGUGGAAAAUUUGCUCAUAAACAUAGCCUGAAAAAACAUAUGCGUAAACACAAUUGAAAAACCUUUUUCCUGUUUAGAAUACAGUGAAAAAUUUUCUCUCAAAACUUCUUUAAUUGUAUGCUUGCGUGCACACACAGGUGAGAAAACAUUUUCUUGCACAGGAUGCAGUAAAAAAUUUCUGUGUAAGGUAACUUAAAAUCACAUUAUGAGAACACAUGCGAUUAAUAAACUAUUUUCCCGUUUAGUAUGUAGGUAGUUUAAAAAAUUCAAAAACAUCACUUAUCUUUACAUAAUGCACUCACAUACAGAUAAGAAACCAUUUUGUGUUCUGUUUGCAGUUUACAAUGUUUUCUGAAAGGUUACUUUAAAUUACAUACACAAGUAAAUUACAUAUGUGUACAUACACAAGUGAAAAGGUUUUUUUUUUUUAUUUAUUAUGCACUGCUAAAUUUUCUCAGAAACCUCAAUUAAGUUUACAUAUACAUACACUUGCAGGUGAGAAACCAUUUUAUUGUUAAGUGUGUAAUGCAGAAUUUCUUUAGGAACCUCAGUUGAAUUAAUGUAUGUGUACCAAUAUUGAUGAGAAAUCAUUUAAAUGUUUAGUACGCAUAGCAAAGUUUCCUCAGAAAGAUAUUCUAAUAUUACAUACACUUACACUAUUACAAGUGUAGUAGGCCAGACGUGACACUACACAACACUGUAAUAAUUCAUAACUCUUUAAUGCUGCAGAUAGAAGACGGUAUCUUCCAAAUUUUUAAAUUAGUACCGUGUUUUCUCGCAUAAUCGUCGCACAUUUUAUUCUAAAAUCAAGUUUGAAAAGUAAAGGUGCGAUGAUUAUGCGGAAAAAAAAUUUUUUUGUUAGGUAAAGUUAUUCAUAAAAACAAAACCCAUUCAUGGAACGUACAUUUAUUUUAAAAAAAGGUGGAGUAUACAAGAGCACGCCAAACAAUUCAUAUUAAUAACUCAUUAAACAAAAACCUUUCUUCAACUUUAAACAGAAAAACCAAACUGUAACGCGAACGCAAGCCACUUGAAUCUGUGACGUGAACCAACACGUAGCUAUUGCCGUAGUACACAUUUACCACGAAAGAAUGUGAGCCAUCAAAUAAAUGUAGUUAACUCGGCUCUCGACACAGAGCGCCUUGUUGCAUGCAAUCGGCAAUAUAUCGAUAUUUGACUACGUGCGCCCGCUCUAUACGGGAAGCAACAUAAGCAAACAUGAAUGAUGCCAACUAGCACUGGCUACAUGUUUAUAAACAGUACACCGCGGCGACACAGACAUUCAGAUAAAGAAAAUAACGUUUAAAAAGUGUUUAAAAGAAUAUUUACAUGUCAGACAACUUCAUUUUUCCGUUAAUUAAAUAAGUAAGUGGUAAUUUCCAAAUAAAUAUUAGAUUUCUACUUUAAAAUACAUUGUUUUAUACGGAAAAGAUACCUACACAAAGCGCUCGGCAUGUAAUAGCGGGAUUAAAAACAUCAUACGUAGUUUAUGCGAGAAGUUUUUUUAUCCCAAUUUUGACGGCCAAAAAUAUAGGUGCGACGAUUAUGCGAGUGCGACUAUUAUGUGAUAAAAGAGGGUAUUAUUUUCUUACUAUUUUCUUACUCAAUGAAAAAUGUGAAGAUUUUAUUAAAUUAAAUGUGUUUUAUACUGAAUUAAAUGAGUUAACUUUUAAACAUGGUUUUUGAUUUAUUCUUUUCUGAAACAUUAUUGUCAUUUUAAAUACAAUACAUUCCCAAUUAUGGUUCAAGGUUCGUCACUCAAUCAAUAUCGCUGUAAGUUCCACAGUUACCUCGUUCACCAGGUACAAAAAAAAUUGUGAGCGAGAUGAAAAUGUAUCAAUCACCAUUGCUGCUUAGCAAUGCCAAUGCAUGGGCUCACAUUAGCAAUUAUAAGAAGCCAAAUAUACGUACAGGGUGUUAGCGAACACUGGGGCAUAAAUUUAAUGGUUUGCAAGAAAUGCUAAGAAAGAAAUUCUCAUAAAUGAACAUAUGUAUGUCUGGAAAAGCAACCCUGCAAAUGCAAAGUUAUACACCUGAACAGUAUGUAACAACCCAGACUACUGCCCUCCCCACUUGGUAUAUGAUUUAAUUAACAAUUUAGUAUGGAGUCUCAUCAUGUUCAGUACAUUGGUUAAGUUUUCUGAUAUCCUUGAAAUAACAGCUGGUUAUUCCUUUUAAGAAGUAUUUGUGUGUUUGCCAUAAAUUUUAUGAUCAUAAUUUAUAUUGUUUCAUGUUUUUUAAGGUGUUUCAUGUUUUUUAAGGUGUUUUGAAGGUUUUUUUUCUUUAUGGUGAAAAAUGCCCCUAUGCUUUAAUUUUACUUAUGUGUACAGUUAGGUUUUUCUGUGUAUUCAAAUAUUUAAACAUUGCUUGUGUUUGCUUUGUUUGUAAAUGACGUGUUAACGUAAUUUUCUUCUGAUUUUUUUUCUCACCAAGAUUCUUUGUCUGAAGUUAAGCUGAUGCAAUAGUCUGGCCUGUUGCGUAAGAAUGAGUGAGUAAGAACCUUGGAGUGUGUCAGGUGGCUGUUGCUAUGUGCCCGUGUUGAUAUUUUAGAAAUUUGUGUCGACAUUCGUCGGUAAUAGCCCAUAACAACGAUCGAGUGAAUUUAUCUUUGUUCCAAGGACGUAGUCCAUCUGCUUGUACCGUGGAUCAUGUUUAACCACAGGACUUAACUACGAAUUAUCUUUAAAUAUUCAUCCUUCGGUACUUAUGAACAGUAAACUUGUUUAUUCUGCAAUCAUUGAAGAGGUUAUGUGCGCGUUGUUUGUAGAUUGUACAUGUACUUGUUCUUGUGGUCGUAAUAUGGCGGCCAUUGUGUUAAUGUGAAUUUUUGGUAAAGGACAAUAAAAAGGAGUAUGCUCCGUU